AUGUCGGAUAGACGGGACAACUUUCAUCCGCCGUCGCGGGCGGGGGGUGCGGGGGGGAAGGGAAGGGUGGUGAGACGGGAGACGGGUGAAGCUUGCUCUCGUUGUGGGGAAAUCAUGAGGAUGCUACGAUCUUCAACAUCUUAUAAUGGUGAGUCAACAUUCCAAAGAGAGAAGGAGGACCAAUAUCUCGUACGGUAUGCCAUCUCUAUAGUGGAUUUGGAUAUUCCGGAGUCCAGGUUUUUUUCUUCUCAUGUUUCAAUACGGUGCCGGGGAAAGAUGGCGGAUGUCGGAGGUUGA
Messenger RNA from Morchella importuna, 297 nucleotides. RefSeq lists its product as uncharacterized. The transcript has 5 exons. NCBI's taxonomy places the organism in Eukaryota, Fungi, Ascomycota, Pezizomycetes, Pezizales, Morchellaceae. Bases 1 to 297 code for a protein of 98 amino acids. The record is from RefSeq and is a predicted model, not a curated record.